GAGCGAGGAAGAAAUAAACAGUAUUCUCAAUAUUGCCCAAUAUUAGAAAAAGAAUUAGGUCACCCGAAGCUCUCGAACGACCCAUGCGUGGUGCCCUAACUCCUGCUUUAUAUAGAGUAGAUUUACGCCUUCUCGUUUAUUUCACUGUUCAGACGCUUCUGUCAUCUCCAUCAAUGGCUUCCACCAUUGAUUUUAGAUGCUUAGACGAAGGCCUAGGAGGCCAAGGCAACAAACCCAAAAACCCUAACCCUGACCCUGAGCAAUUCCAACCCAAAAGCAAAAGAAAGAGAGUAGCCAGUGAGGGCUACAAUGAAGAAGACGCCAUGGAAAUGGACCAGCCUUCUUCUAAGAGAGCAGCAAUCCCUUCUCUUGAGAACCCCGAAAAGCCCAUUUACGGGAGGCCCACCUUCGACGGAACGAUUGCGGGUAAAGUUUCAGGUCGAAAAUGGAAGGCACCAAAGCAAACUAGGGCAUCAUCGAUUAGGGUUAGCAGAAAGGGUUCGACUUUUGAGCAGAGAGCUAGGGCGAAGGAGAUAAAGAAGGCUUAUACUGAGAGAAUGACUGAGUUGAAGGAGGAAAUUAGGUCGAACAAGGUGGAGAAGAGGAAGAAGAGAGAGGAGAGAGAGAAGAGGAAGCAAGAAAAUAUUUUGAAGAGUGGGACAAAGUUUCAGAAGAUUACAAACCCUAAGACUCUGAAGAAGAUUGCGAAGUCGAAGCAGAGGAAGCAUCUUAAGGUUGUACCUGAUGAGCUCCUCAAGAAAUGAUACGUGAGCUAAUUGGCCUUUUCCUUUUCUACAUUGGCAUAUUUCCAGAGAGUGAGAUCAAGUUCAUACAUGCUGCUUUCGACAAAAUUUUGAGGUGUUUUAAGAAUUUGGUUCAGAUGUAAGAGUGUAGGUGCUGAGUUUUAAUUGUUUUUUUUUUCCCCUCUUAUUUUCCGCUUCUGUGAUUUUGUUAAAAUAUCAAAUAUUAUAAAAGUUUUGCUUGGAGGUGAUUGAGGGAUUUAGUAUUAAAUUCUGCCAUUUAUUUUUUUUAUAUUUCGAUGGUAUCCUGCAUUGUUGCAUUAUAUUAGAAUUUGGGUUCCUUUUGCAAAUUAUCUAGUCAUUUUAUGCAUGGGUGGAGUGUGUAUUAUGGAGGAGUACCUUACUUGGUGGACUUAUUAUAUUUGUUAAAUUGUUCAAUGGUAAGAGCAAGAUAUGUAGACUGGUUCAUUUACAAAAAAUAGAGAAAACAAAAUUUGCUAUGCAAUCUGGGUAUAGAGGUUAAUUCUACGUCUUGUCUUGAUAAGGUUGUCAUCAUAAUUGUUCCUGCUUAUGAUAAUUGUUCUUGUUUGUGAAGGUUGCAAUCAUUUUUUUUUGGUAAAAGUAAAAA
Amborella trichopoda is the source of this 1368-nucleotide messenger RNA. RefSeq names its product coiled-coil protein. Gene Ontology annotation, cellular component: nucleolus. The record is from RefSeq and is a predicted model, not a curated record. NCBI's taxonomy places the organism in Eukaryota, Viridiplantae, Streptophyta, Magnoliopsida, Amborellales, Amborellaceae.